Molecule: messenger RNA, 1911 nt
Organism: Penicillium cinerascens
Lineage: Eukaryota; Fungi; Ascomycota; Eurotiomycetes; Eurotiales; Aspergillaceae
Product: putative bifunctional fatty acid transporter/acyl-CoA synthetase (FAT1)
Exons: 5
Coding region: 1-1911 (636 amino acids)
Molecular function (GO): long-chain fatty acid-CoA ligase activity; long-chain fatty acid transmembrane transporter activity
Source: RefSeq, a predicted model, not a curated record
AUGGAAUUCCUCUCUGAAGCUGGCGUGCCCGCCGUGGCUAUGGCGUCGGCCCUUUCGGUGGCUGCUGGUGCCUAUUUAAACGCAAAGCUCUCGAUUUCCACGGAUGUAUCCGCCAUCUUGAACGAUAGGGCCUUUGGAAAGCGCCUCGGAGAGCGCAUCGGCCAGCUCGGCGAGUCGGCCACGAUCUAUAAGAUGCUUGAGCGGGUCGUCGAAGUGGAAGGACAGGGAGAUGCAGAUGCUCUCUGGUUUGAACACAAGACCUGGUCGUACGUCCAAUUGAAAGAGUUGGUCGACCGGUUUGCAGCUCUACUACGUAGCCGAGGGGUGAAGUACGGUGACUUUGUGGGUGUCUACACGACGAACUCGCCUGAAAUGGUGGUUACGCUCUAUGCGCUCUCAAAGCUGGGUGCGGUGGCCGCCAUGAUCAACACCAAUUUGCGGGACGAUACAUUCAUUCACUGUCUCAAUGUCUCUGGCUCCACAUCCAUCAUCUCCACACCCGAUCUGUGCCAACACGUUUGUGUCGACUUGCCACAUUUGACAUUCAAUCUUUCUUCAUUCGAUGGCGUUGAAACUGGUGCGUCGGAGCUUGUCACUUUUGCCAGUCUCCAGCAAUUCUCUCCAUUUGGACUACAAGCGGCCAAACGUGGCCUCAAAGAUCUCACAGCCUUGAUCUAUACAUCGGGAACGACAGGAAAGCCGAAAGCAUGCGCCAUAAGAAACAUGAUGGCCCUCAUCACCUCCACGGCUCUGUCAGCAGACGCCAACAACAGAUCCAAAUAUUACCCCAUGCGAACAUACUGUUCCCUCCCGCUUUUCCAUGGCACGGCAUUUUUCACUGGAUGCUGUUAUUCCGUUGGAAAUGCCGGGACGCUUUGUCUGAGACGCAAAUUCUCAGCGUCCCAAUUUUGGAAAGACGUUCAUGACUCGCGGGCGACACGAAUCCUCUACAUUGGUGAACUAUGCCGAUAUCUCCUGGCCACUCCACCUUCUCCCUACGACAGCAACCAUAACUGUAUCGUCGCAGCGGGCAAUGGCCUUCGAGGCGAGAUCUGGGAACGCUUCCGCCAACGAUUCGCCGUGCCCGAGGUGCGCGAGUUCUACCGCUCCACUGAGGGGUUGGCCAAGUUCGACAACCAUGGAGUCGGCGCCUGGGGUGUCGGCAAGGUUGGUUUCUCAGGUCCCAUUCGCCGGUUCCUGGAGGAUGACACGUUCAUCGUCAAAUACGACACCGAGACCGAGAUGCCCUACCGUGAUCCCAAAACUGGAUUCUGCAUUCGCGCUAGCUUGGGCGAGGAAGGUGAGGCGAUUGGUCGUGUGCGUGAUCGGGGACUGUUGACGGAAUACUUGCGCAAUGAGGAGGCUACGGAGACAAAACUACUUCGUGAUGUCUUUGAGAAGGGGGACCUUUUCCAACGCACGGGCGAUCUUGUACUUCAAGAUCAUUUAGGAUGGAUUGGUUUCCGCGAUCGUGUUGGUGACACCUUCCGCUGGAAGGGUGAGAACGUCAGUGCAGGUGAGAUCCGCGAUCAUAUUUGCCGUAUUGAGGGUGUCCACGAUGCCGUGGUGUAUGGUGUAAAACUAUCUGCAUACGAUGGACAAGCUGGCGCCGCUGGCAUCACCCUGGAGGAUCACUCACAGUCGGUUGAACUUAAGCUCAUGUCAAACCUUUACACUGAGCUCAAGAAGAAGGGCGUUCCUUCAUACGCUCUACCUCGCCUAGUCCGAAUUACAGAAAAGGUUGCUACCGGUGCUACCUUCAAGCAAGCAAAGGGCGAUCUGGUAAAGAAGGCAUGGGAUCCUCGCAAGGGUGGAGAGGGUGACACGAUGUACUGGCUGAAUGGCACAAAGUACCAAAAGCUGGAUGACCAGGGCUGGUCACAGAUUGAGAGCGGCAAAGCCAAGUUGUGA